CAUUUUGCGGAAACCUCAUUGGAGUUAUUCAUGUAUGUUCAGUUUACUCAAGGACUGAUAUCAGAAACUUCCUCUCUAUAUAAGUUCCUGGACAAGAUGAGCUUUCUAUAGGCUAUCUCCUUACUGGAAGCCUCAUAAUUCUGCAAAAAUGAAAACCUUCUUGGCCUGCCUUCUUGUUCUUUCUGUUAGCGUGACAGUGUCCAAUGCUUCCUGCUACUUUCUGCCACUGAAGCCAGUGAUCCAUGGUGAUGAGAUUAUAGGCUGCUAUGACAUGAAGGGAGAGCCACAUGAACUCAGUUCUCAUUGGAAGACUGAAGACUGCUUAGAGUGCUCCUGUUUAAGGUCUGGGAUCAGCUGCUGCACCAGCUAUGCAACACCAGUUAAUUUUGACGAAGAAAAAUGCAUAAGCAUAUUCAACAAGACCGCCUGCUCUUACGAAGUAGUGGAGAAAGCCGAUCACUCAAAAAAAUGCGAAGUACAUGAGUGGGUGGGCUAACAAAGAAGAGCCAUGGAUUUGGGGGAGAAGUCCUCUUUUCAUUUCAAGGGUUUUCUCUCACAAAUUUAAAAAUGCUGAAGAAUGCAGCCAUCAAGUGAAGUCUACUCAGACAGAAGUUUCCUGAGUGAUAAAACAGAACCUACACACAAAAGAUUCCCCGUUUCUCUGCCUUCUGCUUCUCUGUGCCGCAAGAACUAACUUAUUACUUCCUAGAUACCCAGAAUUAAAGAUGACCUUAUGCAUCAUCAUCAGCUGAUGAUUUUAAUUUUUCUCUCAUUUCACAUCAGUGCCAAGGAGUAUGUUCUGUUAUCUGCACACAGCUAUAUUUUAAGGCUAAAAAUAAAACCAGAUGAAGCAUCAAAAA
Messenger RNA from Numida meleagris (helmeted guineafowl), 860 nucleotides. RefSeq names its product beta-microseminoprotein A1-like. Bases 149 to 496 code for a protein of 115 amino acids. NCBI's taxonomy places the organism in Eukaryota, Metazoa, Chordata, Aves, Galliformes, Numididae. The record is from RefSeq and is a predicted model, not a curated record. The transcript is spliced from 4 exons.